AUGGCUACAGAUAUUUACACAAGGGAGCUUCGUCAGCCUAUAGACGUUGCUGAAUACCUGUUCCGACGACUGAAAGAGGUCGGUGUCCGUUCGGUUCACGGUGUCCCAGGUGACUACAACCUUGCAGCGCUAGAUUACCUGUCGAAAUGCGGGCUCCAUUGGAUUGGAAACUGCAAUGAACUCAACGCAGGAUAUGCUGCGGAUGGUUAUGCCCGAGUUAACGGAAUUGCAGCUCUAGUGACCACAUUUGGUGUGGGUGAGCUGUCAGCGAUUAACGCCAUUGCGGGAGCAUACUCGGAAUAUGUGCCUAUUGUCCAUAUUGUUGGUCAACCACACACAAGAUCGCAGAAGGACGGGAUGCUACUCCAUCAUACGCUAGGAAAUGGAGACUACAACGUGUUUACCCGGAUGAAUGCUGAGCUCUCUUGCAGCGUUGCACGUUUGGAAGACACACACGAAGUGGCCACUCUCAUAGACAAUGCCAUUCGUGAAUGCUGGGUCCGCAGUCGCCCUGUCUACAUCACACUCCCUACCGACUUGAUUGUGAAGAAGAUCGAGGGAGAGCGACUGAAGACGCCCAUUGAUCUCUCACUCCCAAAGAAUGACCCCGAGAAAGAGGACUAUGUCGUCGACGUCGUCUUGAAGUACCUACACGCCGCCAAGAAGCCUGUGAUCCUGGUGGAUGCUUGUGCUAUUCGCCAUCGAGUCCUCGAAGAAGUUCAUGACCUGGUGAAGGCCUCUGGGCUCCCGACUUUUGUGGCUCCAAUGGGCAAAGGAGCUGUGAGCGAGACGCAUCCGAACUACGGCGGAGUUUAUGCAGGGAAUGGGUCAAAUCAAGGUGUUAAGGAACAAGUCGAGUCGUCUGAUCUCGUCUUGAGCAUCGGUGCGAUCAAGUCUGACUUUAACACGGCUGGAUUCACAUACCGCAUUGGCCAGCUGAACACCAUUGAUUUCCAUAGCACGUAUGUGCGAGUUCGCUACUCCGAAUACCCAGAAACCAACAUGAAGGGUGUCUUAAGAAAAGUGGUCGAGAGAAUGGGUGCUGUGAAUACCGCACCAGUCCAGCCGAUCACCAAUGCUUUACCGGAGAGCGAGAAGGAUUCGAAGCAGCAGUUGAUCACUCAUUCCUACUUAUGGCCAACAGUCGGACAAUGGUUGAAGGAAAACGACAUUGUCAUCACGGAAACAGGGACGGCAAACUUUGGUAUCUGGGAGACUCGGUUCCCGCCAGGUGUUACAGCCAUCAGCCAAGUUCUCUGGGGUAGUAUUGGUUACUCUGUUGGAGCUUGUCAGGGUGCAGCCGCUGCUGCAAAGGAACAGAAUAACCGCCGGACCAUCCUCUUCGUUGGUGAUGGCAGUAUCCAACUCACUCUGCAGGAAGUGAGCACCAUGGUUCGAAACAAGCUCAAUCCAAUAAUUUUCGUGAUCUGCAACGAAGGCUACACUAUCGAGAGAUACAUCCAUGGAUGGGAACAGAGCUACAACGAUAUUCAAGAAUGGGAUUUUGUGAGCUUGCCUCCAGCGUUUGGGGCAAAGGACAAAUACAAGGGAUACCGGGUUAAGACAAGAGACGAGCUCAACAAGCUCUUUGCGAACCAAGAAUUCGCUUCAUGUCCACAUCUGCAGUUAGUUGAAGUCCACAUGCCUCGUGAAGAUGCCCCGGCGCCUUUGAAAUUGACGGCGGAAGCGGCCGCCGCGAGGAACAAAUAA
Messenger RNA from Aspergillus chevalieri, 1710 nucleotides. RefSeq names its product alpha-keto acid decarboxylase family protein. Bases 1 to 1710 code for a protein of 569 amino acids. Lineage: Eukaryota; Fungi; Ascomycota; Eurotiomycetes; Eurotiales; Aspergillaceae. The transcript is spliced from 4 exons. The record is from RefSeq and is a predicted model, not a curated record. Gene Ontology annotation, molecular function: carboxy-lyase activity; thiamine pyrophosphate binding; magnesium ion binding.